This is a messenger RNA of Siniperca chuatsi (mandarin fish), 3833 nucleotides long. RefSeq lists its product as uncharacterized. Lineage: Eukaryota; Metazoa; Chordata; Actinopteri; Centrarchiformes; Sinipercidae. The coding region runs from base 208 to 1341 and encodes 377 amino acids. The record is from RefSeq and is a predicted model, not a curated record. The transcript has 4 exons.
UAAGGAAGCGCUAUGAAAUAUCAAUUACACAGACAACAGCAGAAACGGUAAACAAAACUGGACAACUCCGUUGUGUCUUUGUUUUUGUGUCACGGUGCAAUCUGCAGUGAGUAUUCUUAUCUGCAUACCUGCUGGUGUUAAAAGGGUAGCUUUUAUCUUUUUUUUCUGUGUUUAUAUAAGUGUGUGUGUGUCAGCCUUGGCCCCACUAUGGUACAGUGGAAGCUCUGGACACUAGAGCACCUGAUGAAUUCAGGGUUUGGCCGUCCUUUUCCACGACAUGGCCUUCAGCUCCUGUUUUGGUUUGCCAACCACUGUGUGAUCUGUGAACUCAUUAACUAUGUGGUCAUCAUGAAGCUGGUGUCAGAUUGUCAUCCAGAGAGAGGUUUCUAUGGCUUCCACCUGUUUAGUAAUAUUGAGGAACUUCUGCCUGUACUGGACAAGCCCAGGAAGCGCAAGAGUAAUAGACAGGUUGCUUACUUUGAAGUUGGCAACCUGAACACAGAAAUCUAUCCAGCUUCUGCAAACCUCCCGGCCUAUGUGAGGGAAAAUUAUGGGUUGGAUGGUAACCGUGGUAAUUACAAUAUAGACCGCAUCAUCAUCAGUUACCAGGUGAGAACCAGGGUGGUGGAGACGGUGUAUGUCACCGAGCAUGACAGAGUUUCCUUUGGGAGGUUCAGUCCUGACAGGACUUAUGAAAUCAGCUCUGAACUGAUUCGAGCCCUGCAGAACCCGCAGCUAGAUCUCACCACCUUUCUCACCCAUACUGGCUACUAUGGAGAUAUACAGGUGGUUGAGGCUAACGACAUAGAAGAGAUAUACUACCCAGAACCUUCAGCCCAGCAAAUGUUCAACAUAGUGCAGACCUACAGUGGAUCUACAGCAAGAACAGAGCAAAGUGAUGACUUACGAUUCUUCUCAGAAGCCUUCAACCAGCAACCAGAUGUCAACAUAGAGCCCUUCAGCUAUGACCAGCAAGUGCACUACAUCAUCAACGUAACCUCACACAACAGCGGACUUGUGGCUAACAGUGAAGUGCAACGUAAAUACAGUAGGCCUAAAACCAACAAGAGACCGCAAGAUUUGAGGCAAAGUUAUUGGCCGUCCGGGUGGGAGAAGCCUUAUAAAGGUUUUGAUGAAGAAGCCAAGAAAAGGAGUGGAGGUGGUGGCUUCAGCUUCGUCAAAAUUCUCCUCAGUGCUGGAGUGCUCUACUUGGCAGCCAAAUGUUUCAGCUGGCUGAGGAACUGGUGGAAGGUAGACUUAAAUGAAAACUUCGUCAAGAUGAUACCAUGGAGGACUCCGAGUUAUCAACAUACACACAUCAUGCUGGAUUAUGUGUACUAGAAUUUUAAGAUAUAGAUUUUUGUAAUAAUAACAUAUAUUGGAAUCCUGAUAUUCUAUACAAUGAUAUACUAAAUACAUGCCGGAAGUAAUUUGUAAUGAACCUGAAAUGAUUUGGAGUGAUGAAAGUCCUGCUUGAGGUGGACUGUCAAAAUAUAAUACUGGACUUUUUCAUACUAUUUUCUAUAAUGGAAAAAAAAUACAAUGUAAUUUUAAUGUAAUGACCUUGUAAAGACCUUGACCUCUUAAGCUUAAUUUUGAGAACAUGAAACAAGUCAACCAAGACUGUCAUUAGAUUGUGAUAAUGAAUUGUGUUCGCAAACACUGACCGGAGAAAUUAAAUAAGGACAUUCUUUUUAGUCCAUUUUUAAACAAAGACGUAAUGAAAUGAUUGUCAAAUUACAUUGUCAAUGACUUUGUUGAGGACUACAAGUACCUGGGAGUACACAUGGACAAUAAACUGGACUGGGCUAAGAACACUCAAGCCCUCUAUAGGAAGGGCCAGAGCCGCCUCUAUUUUCUGAGGAGGCUGAGGUCCUUCAACAUCUGCCGGACAAUGCUGAAGAUGUUUUAUGAGUCUGUGGUGGCCAGUGCUAUCCUGUAUGCUGUUGCAUGCUGGGGCAGCAGGUUGAGGGUAGCGGACGCUAACAGACUCAACAAACUGAUCCGUAAGGCCAGUGACAUUGUGGGGGUGGAGCUGGACUCUCUGGCGGUGGUGUCAGAGAGGAGGAUGCUGGCCAAACUACAUGCCAUCUUGGACAGUGUCUCCCACACACUCCAUGACGUGCUGGUCAAACAAAGGAGUACCUUCAGCAGAAGACUCAUCCCCCCACAAUGCACCACAGGAAACUCUUUAACUCUUCCCUCUUAAGUGUCGGGGAAACUGGCACUGAUAUUACUUCGGGGAUCAAUAAAGUAUUUCUGAUUCUGAAAUUAAUCUAAAAUGACAAUUAAAUUGUGAAGAGUCAAAUACUGAUAUUUCAAAUUGAUUAUAUUAUUAUAAAUUGAUGAUGAAAAUUACAUUUUCCAAGCAACAAAAUAAGCAAACAAUAUUGCAAUAUAAAAUGACAUAAUGUGCAGAGAAUGUUAUCAAUAUCAAUUGAAGGUCUUUUUAUCCUUUGCAACCCUUGCACAGAAAAUCAAGUAAUCAAGCACUCAGUAAGUCUGUUAAUAAUUAACAAGAUUUGACUUUCACGUCUAACACAACAUUGUCUACAGGCUGUGGCCAUUGCAAAUUGCAAGCGUGUGUAUGGGUUAUCAAUCUCGUUUAAUACCUAAGGUAGGUUGCAUCAACAAGGAUUAAAGGAUAGGUUCACGGUUUUUGAACUCUGUCUUAAAACAAUAGUCAGGUGCCCAUAUGAACACUGAAACAGGUUUGGCUCGCUAUAAUUUCAUUCUGUUCAUACUGGCUAUUAAAAGAUCCCUUUCUAAUGCACUUUCAAUGUAACUGAUUGGGGGGUAAAAUUCACAGUCACAGAAGUUAAAAUGAGGCUUCAGCAGUCUGAGAUAAAGAGACAAAUCAAGUGAAUAUCUUCUAAAGCUUUUUUUGUACAAAAUACAAGAAAGUACAAAAAGCCUCACUUCAGAUAAGCUUUGUAAUAUAUUUUUGCAUAGAACAAGGACUGUGGAUUUUUGUCACCCUUCACUUACACUGGAAGAGCAUUAGGAAGGGAUCUUUUAAUAGCCAGUAUGAACAGGAGGAACAAUUACAACAAGCAAAAUCUGUUUCAAUGUCCAUAUUGACACCUGACUAUUGUUUUAAGACAGAUUGUGAACCUGUCUAACUAUUGAACAGGAUUAAAUAGCACAACAUGGACCUCCAAUCAGCCACUUAAAUUUAGUGUAGGCUAUCUACAUACAGUACACUUCGUGACAUUGUUUUUAAUAUAACCUGUUAACAUGACAGUUCAGGUGGAUUUAUUGUCAAAUAUGUCAGCCAUCUGAACUCAUCUCACAACCAGUGUUGCAUGUCCUACUCUUCAUUCUGACGUGGCUUUCUUUGUCUUUUUUUACUUGUGUAGUUUAGUAAAGUAGACAUUUUUGGAAAACAAAAGAUGCCAUCAUAUUAAACCAUUAGUUCAGCUGCCCACAAGUUCUAGACAGGAAAUGAUGGGAUGCCAGAGAAGAGGAGUAAUGAGUGUCUAUCUGGAGCUACUCUCAGCCUCGAUCUUGGAACACUAAUAUUGUUACUGCCACCACAUUACACUGUUGCUUUGACUGUUGUUGGUGGACAUCUGCUGGAUUGCUUGAUAGAACAAAACAGAAGACAUUGCAUUGCAGAAGAGACCACUGUUUUAGAGCUAAAGCCUCCAGAGGGCAGCAGUGAGUGAGAAAUCACUUCCAACAUGUUUGUCUUCUUCAGGAGGGGGAAGAGGUUAGAGGGAGCAACACGGUGUGUGUGAAAAUAGUGUUAGUUAUGACAAAUAAAACCACAUUCCCCACUAUAGUUAACAAUAUUAAUAGAUUUUAAAAGCUAAUAAAGAGUGCGAAAUACA